Molecule: messenger RNA, 3104 nt
Organism: Hyaena hyaena (striped hyena)
Lineage: Eukaryota; Metazoa; Chordata; Mammalia; Carnivora; Hyaenidae
Gene: PANK1
Product: pantothenate kinase 1
Exons: 7
Coding region: 16-1632 (538 amino acids)
Biological process (GO): coenzyme A biosynthetic process
Cellular component (GO): cytosol; nucleus
Molecular function (GO): pantothenate kinase activity; ATP binding
Source: RefSeq, a predicted model, not a curated record
GCGCCCGGAGCCGGCAUGCUCCAGGCCGGCGCGGCGGGGCGGGCGAGCAGGGGGCAGAGCGCCGAGGAGAGGGGGGAGCCGGUGGGAGAAGGGGAGGAGCGCCGGGCUCGCCAUCCCCCGGCGCCGGCUCUGCGGCUGCUGAAUCGGAAACCGCAGGGAGGAUCCGGGGAAAUAAAGACGCCCGAGAAUGACCUCCAGCGAGGCUGCCUGAGCUGCGGCCCGCGCGCCGCCGCACCAGCCCCCGGCAUGGGCGACCGGGGCGGGCGGCCCGAGCACUCGCCCACGCACGCCCCGGGGGCUCCCGCCGACACCGGAGCUGCCGCCGUAAACGGGCUGCUGCACAACGGCUUCCACCCGCCGCCAGUCCAGCCGCCGCGCCUCUGCAGCCGGGGCCCGGCGGGCGGUGGCGACGCGGCACCCGCGCGCCUCCAGCUCUUGCCCGAGCUUCAGCCACAGCCACCGCCCCCUCAGCACGACUCCCCAGCCAAGAAAUGCCGGCUGCGGAGGAGGAUGGACUCUGGGAGGAAGAACAGGCCGCCCUUCCCCUGGUUUGGCAUGGACAUCGGUGGAACGCUGGUUAAAUUGGUCUACUUUGAACCAAAGGAUAUUACAGCCGAAGAAGAACAAGAGGAAGUAGAGAACCUGAAGAGCAUUAGAAAGUAUUUGACUUCUAACACCGCUUACGGGAAAACUGGGAUCCGAGACGUCCAUCUAGAACUGAAAAAUCUGACCAUGUGUGGGCGCAAAGGGAACCUGCACUUCAUUCGCUUCCCCAGCUGUGCGAUGCACAGGUUCAUUCAGAUGGGCAGUGAGAAGAACUUCUCCAGCCUCCACACCACGCUCUGUGCCACGGGAGGUGGGGCUUUCAAGUUUGAAAAGGACUUCAGAAUGAUUGCUGACCUGCAGCUCCAUAAACUGGAUGAACUGGACUGUCUGAUUCAGGGCCUGCUUUACGUCGACUCCAUUGGCUUCAAUGGCAAGCCGGAAUGUUACUAUUUUGAAAAUCCCACAGACCCUGAGUUGUGUCAAAAAAAGCCGUACUGCCUUGCUAACCCGUACCCUAUGUUGCUGGUGAACAUGGGCUCGGGGGUCAGCAUCCUAGCAGUAUACUCGAAGGACAACUAUAAAAGAGUUACAGGGACCAGUCUUGGAGGUGGAACAUUCCUAGGCCUAUGUUGCUUGCUGACUGGUUGUGAGACCUUUGAAGAAGCUCUGGAAAUGGCAGCUAAAGGCGACAGCACCAAUGUUGAUAAGCUGGUGAAGGACAUUUACGGAGGAGACUAUGAACGAUUUGGCCUUCAAGGAUCCGCUGUAGCAUCAAGCUUUGGCAACAUGAUGAGUAAGGAAAAGCGAGAUUCCAUCAGCAAAGAAGACCUCGCCCGAGCCACACUGGUCACCAUCACCAACAACAUUGGCUCCAUUGCUCGGAUGUGUGCGUUGAAUGAGAAUAUUAACAGAGUUGUGUUCGUUGGGAAUUUUCUCAGAAUCAAUAUGAUCUCCAUGAAACUGCUAGCCUAUGCAAUGGAUUUUUGGUCCAAAGGACAGCUAAAAGCCCUGUUUCUAGAACAUGAGGGUUAUUUCGGAGCUGUUGGGGCACUGCUGGAACUGUUCAAGAUGACUGAUGACCAGUAGCAGUGACAGUGGACGGAAGAGCCUCCUGUGAGAACAGAGACCUGAGCCCUGCCGCUGGAGAGGGUAGAUGCCGCUAUGGGACGGAAGCCAAGCCAUUAUGGCAGAUGAACCUGCUGGAUUUGUAAAUAAUUUAAAAUCCUUCUAGCUGAUCUUUUACUCUUGGGUUUUGAGCUUAUGAUUCAAAAAUGGGGAAUACAAGAGUUUUUUCUGUAUACUGUAUUUUUUAAAAAACACACACACACACAUUUGUGCAGAGAGGCCAAACCUAUGAAUUUUAUGCAUUAACCUUGAAAAAAUUAACCUCGUAUGAUGUUUAAGAAGAACCUGAAAUGUAAGUGCUAUUUUAUUUUUCUUCUGGGGUUUACUGAUCAGUGUGGUAAUUUUAACUUCAUUUUGUAAUUACUCUAGGAGAUCUUACCUUUACUUAUAUUCAUCAUGACGUUUCAUGAUUUGCUGUUGGUUUCAAAUGAAACUACAAAUCUGGCAUGCUUUACUGUGAACACAAUCUUGUUUGUUUAUUUACUUUUUUUUUUUUUUUUGGUCUUGUUUCUUUUUGUUUGAAUGUCUUAUGGAGAAAGAGAGUCCUUCCCCCUGUUUCUGUCGUCAGAUGACCCCCUCUCCCCUCCAAUACCUUUCUUUAAUGCAAUUGUUUGUACCAGUGAAGGGGCUGACCAGCUCACUAAGAAUAAAGCACGAGAUCGAAGGCUCUCAAAAGUGCCCUUGGUGAGAAAACUCCGAAAGUGUUCAUGAAUUUUAUGAGUCAGGCAAAAGUAGAAAAUGAUAAGCAAUUUGUCUUCACCCUUCUGAAUACACAAUUAAUAUACAAUGUUUUGUUGGGUUUUUAUUUUAUGUUAGGUUAUAUUAAAUUGAAAUGUUCUCUGAUGAAAUGUCCUCAUUCAUACCCAGCAUAUGAGUGGCAGCAAAUCCUUAUGCAGGACAUUGGAACUUCCCAGGUAAAGUCUCCCAGUAGAUUAACUGUUCACAUUGGGAGAUGGGGGAAAAGUCAUGGGUUGACGUGUCAGGUAAUAACACCUAUAUGUUUUGUACACGUAUGUACGUAGGGGCUUUGUAACAAGGCAUCUUAAAUAAUAACAUUUUUUGAUUUGAAAUAUUUCAAACUGAAAAUUGUAUUUCAAUCUCAGUUUCCAAUAUUAAAAAAUCAUGAUACUGAUUUCUCUAUACGUAUUUUUUCUAUCUCGAAAGAUGUCAUUGGAACUGAUGGGUUAAAUUUCAAAGGAGAGUCUUGUACAAAUAUUGAAAACGCAUGGGGUCUAAUGACUUAGAACUGAUUAACCUUUUGAACUGAGCAUAUUGUUGAAAGGGAUCUUUGCAAGCAACUACAAUUUGCCACGUCUUUCCUUCUCUGCCUCCUGAGCGCCAUCUUUAAUUGCCAUAUCGUUAAGUCUCGAAGAACUCGAUGUUAACUGAAGUAUUCACUUGUCUGGUUGAAAUAAAGCCUGUUUCUGUUGUGA